This is a messenger RNA of Lutra lutra (Eurasian river otter), 3075 nucleotides long. RefSeq names its product zinc finger protein 174 (gene ZNF174). The transcript is spliced from 3 exons. The coding region runs from base 642 to 1319 and encodes 225 amino acids. The record is from RefSeq and is a predicted model, not a curated record. NCBI's taxonomy places the organism in Eukaryota, Metazoa, Chordata, Mammalia, Carnivora, Mustelidae.
AGGUCGCUGGCGACGCUGCCGCCUCAGGCGCCACCCUGCCGGGCUCUCACGCAGCCGCGAAGUUGACCCGUGCGCCCGAGAGCCGUAGGUUCGCCCAGCUGGGGGGCCGCCCGUGCGCCCUCGGAGGCCCGAGCCGGCGGGCCUGCUGGGUGUCGCGAGCUAGCGGCCGCCGCGCUCCGCCUGCCCUGCUGCGAGCUGGGGCUUCCUCGCCCUCCGUGCGGUGCCGCCUGUCCCGCAGCUCCCGGCGAGAUGCUCGAGGUCGGCGCUGCCAGGGUGCCGGGGAGGUGGCGCAGGCCACCUGUGUGACAACUCGAACUUUUCCUGGGGUUUCCCGACCGCCAGUUGGGUCACGCUGCGCAAUUCCUCUGAGACCUUGUGUUUAUCGGUGAAAUAAAAGUAGGGUUUUCCCCCCGUUCCUUUCAGGACGUUAUGAGUUUCCUCCAUUUCGAGACAGUUGAGGAAACUGCCAGAGGGUCAGACUCUCCCCACCGUCAGUCCCGGUGUUGUCCUCGGGAGCUUGGGGCCUGUGUGUGCCCCGCCCUCCCCCACAUCUUGCUGACGUUGAGAGAGACUUGUGCAGAGCCAUGAGCCCGAAGGCUUGAGCUGCUUCGGAGGAGAGAGCCAGUCUCCCGAGCCCCAAGAUGGCGGCUAAGAUGGAGAUAACUUUGAGCUCGCAGUCCCACAUUCAGGCUUCCUCCAAGCCAGAGAGACACAUAAUAACAAAACUGGAAGACAAACGGGGACCCACUCUGCAAAAAGACCGCCCCGAUCCUGAGCUCUCCCGCCAGAGCUUUCGACGGUUUUGUUAUCAAGAGGUGUCUGGACCCCAAGAGGCCCUCUCCCGGCUCCAGCAGCUCUGCCGUCAGUGGCUGCAGCCCGAGCUGCACACCAAGGAACAGAUUUUGGAGCUGCUCGUGCUGGAGCAGUUCCUGAACAUCCUGCCUCCGGAGAUCCAGGCCCGGGUCAGGCAUCGAUGUCCAGUGAGCAGCAAGGAGAUUGUGACCCUGGUGGAAGAUUUUCAAAGAGCUCCCAAGAGACCAAAGCAGUGGGUGGCCGUUUGUAUGCAGGGGCAGAAGGUGCUCUUGGAGAAGACUGGGUCUCAGCUUGGAGAACAGGAACUCCCAGACUUUCAACUGCAAACUCCUAGAAGCUGUCCCAGGGAGAACUCUUUGGAGGAGCCUUCCCAGGCGGAAUCUCAAGACCAGCUGAGCACUCAUCAUUGGGACAAAUCCCCGCUCCUCCAGGAACCAAGCCCCAAAUUGGCUGGCCCAGGAGUGGAAUUGCUGGGUCAGACAGUAGCUCUCUGUUCAGCCUUUUGAGCAAACACUGACUGUUUUCCACAGCGGCUGUGCAUUUUACAUUUCCACCAGCAGUUCCUGUGAGGAUUCUAAUGUCUUCACAUCCCUGUCAGCACUUUUCGGUGUUUUGGUUACAACAGUCGCAUUAGGUGUGAAGUGGUGCCUAACGGAGGUUUUAUUUCCCUGAUGGUGAAUAAUGUUGAACAUCCCUUCAUGUGCUUAUUGGUCAGUGGUAUAUCUUCUUUGGAGAAGUAUCUGUUCAGAUCCUUCGCCUGUCUCUAAUUUGGGUUAGUCUUUUGUUGUAAGAGUUCUUUUUAUAUCCUGCAUACUCGGCCCCUAUAUAUAAUUUGCAAGUAUUUUCUCCCACUGUGGGUUGUAUUUUCACUUCCUUGAUAGUGUCCUUUGAAGCACAAAUGUUUCUAAUUUUGAUCAAGUGCAAUUUAUCUAUUUUCUCUAUUUGGCUUGUGUUUUGGUGACAUAUGUAAAAUACCUUUGCCUAAUCUGAAAUCACAAAGAUUUAUACCUAUGUUUUGUUCAUAGAGACAUUAGUUUAGCCCUUCUGUUUAUGUCUUUGAUCCAUUUUGAGUUAUUUUGUGUACAUGUGAGGCAGGGCUCCACCCUCACUCUUCCGCAUGUGGAAAUCCAGUUGGCCCAGCGCCCUUUAUUGAAAAGCCUAGUCUCUCCAUUGAAUUGCCUUGACAACCUUGUCGAAAAGCAGUUGACCAUAAAGGUAUAGGCUGCUUAUUUAAAUUUGAAUUAAAAUUAACUGAAAUUAGAUAAAAUUUAAAAUUCUGUUUUCUCCGUCAUGGUAGCCCCCAUUUCAAGGACUCAGUAGCCCCAUGUGGCUGGUGUCUGCCAUAUUGAAUGGUAUGUGCACACGCUCAUGUACACACACACUUCUCACCUGGCAGCAGCCCUGUGGGAUAACACAGCUGUAGAGCCUCCGGCUUGCCCACAGACAUUCCAGCAUGGUUCCGUCCUGAUCCUCAGGCCUCAUGGUCAGAAAUUGGCAGAGUUUCUGAAAUUAGGAUACAUGUCUAGCCCAUUUUGUAGUUUGUAACCCUAAUGCCAUCAUGUUUAUAAUGAAAGAACACACUGCAUUUGCUGAAUUUCCCAUUAUUUGAAGUGACAGUUGUAAUCAUUCUGUGUCCAUGUGAGUGAGUAGAUUGGCAGUGUUGAAAGUUCAACAGUUCAACUCUCUCCUUUCUUUCUUUUUUUUUUUUUUUAAGAUUUUAUUUAUUUAUUUGACAAACAGAGAUCACAAGUAGGCAGAGAGGCAGGCGGGGGAGGGGGGAAGCAGGCUUCCUGCUGAGCAGAGAGCCCGAUUUGAGGCUCGAUCCCAGGACCCUGGGAUCAUGACCAGAGCUGAAGGCAGAGGCUUUAACCCACUGAGCCACCCAGGUGCCCCAACUCUCUCCCUUUCAUUUGUUUAUUGCCACUCGGGUCUGAUGGGUUUGCUUUUCCAUGUUUAUUCCUUCCCUAACCUUUCCUUAAAGGUAGGAAGGAGAGAUGGGAUUGGAGAACUUGGUUCCUAACAUGAAUAUAAAUUACAGUCCUCCCAGGAGCCUGUUAGCCAUGUAGAUUUCCAGCUCCCCUCCUCCCCAGAGAUUCUGACUCAGCAGCCCUGGGGACACAGGAACAGCCCGCUUGUGUAACAGGUGCCCCAGAUGAAUCGAAUGCCAGUUGCCAGUGGAGGACCGCGCUUUGAGAAUACUUCUUAGCUCAUUUGCUGAGCUUCUUUCUUCAAAGCCCAGGAAAUGAAACAUAUUCUUUCUAA